UUGUCGGUCUAUAUUUACACAUCGCCACAAGUGUCGACGAGAUAAACGGCAGGAGGAUGCAUCCUGUCGGAUUCUGCGCGUGGUCCUGCUAAAAUGGCCGCCAGUCCGGAUGACGUUUCGAGUGUUGUGCGAUCUCUGUGACCGGCUAAUCGUUCCCGAAAUGGACCAGAGAUGAAAUUCGUUCGUUAUCGGAAGUACAGGAGGAAAAAAUGAAGUCGGGACUCGUUUGGUUUGUCCUGAUUGUCCUGAACUACGAGACGGUAGCACAUGGUGGCGAGACACAACACAGGACGAAAGCGGCGACCGAAAAGCAACACGACCUCUGGUGUUACAAGUGCGAUAAUUUCAACGACGGCGACCGAUGUCUCGACCUCCAGGGGAAUCACACCUCCAUGCACACCAAGUGCACCAAGGAGCAGAAGAAAUGUCAGGUGCGCAGGAUCUCGAUGUCGACCAGCACCGACGAGAUAAUGGGCAAACCGAAGCUCUGGCUCCUGCAACGUAACUGUUCCGAAACCUGCGAGCCUGGCUGCAUCGUCAUCGGUGAAAGGACCAAAUUGCAUUCCUGCAUCACAUGCUGCGACGAACACAACUACUGCAACGCCGGCAGCGGCGCCGCGCCGCCCAUGCAACCUGCCCUGCCCGUUUUCUGCCUUUCUUUGGGGGCGACGAUUAUCCUUCGAUUCCUUUCAAUAUCAGUGUUCAAUUCGUUUUUGAUUUAACAUGGUUAUGUGUUUAGAUUUUAAAUUUUGUUGAUCAAUUACGGGAGUUUAAGGCAAUUUUUGAAUUGUGUUUGUUGGUGUGUUAUGUUUGUUAAAUGAAAGACCAAAAUAUUUGUAACGAUUAGGUUAAGGAAUAAAACGAUUUAAUAAA
This is a messenger RNA of Aethina tumida (small hive beetle), 873 nucleotides long. RefSeq lists its product as uncharacterized. The coding region runs from base 210 to 722 and encodes 170 amino acids. The transcript is spliced from 3 exons. NCBI's taxonomy places the organism in Eukaryota, Metazoa, Arthropoda, Insecta, Coleoptera, Nitidulidae. The record is from RefSeq and is a predicted model, not a curated record.